Helicoverpa armigera (cotton bollworm) is the source of this 7514-nucleotide messenger RNA. RefSeq lists its product as uncharacterized. Bases 67 to 2922 code for a protein of 951 amino acids. The transcript has 17 exons. The record is from RefSeq and is a predicted model, not a curated record. NCBI's taxonomy places the organism in Eukaryota, Metazoa, Arthropoda, Insecta, Lepidoptera, Noctuidae.
ACUGACGCCUGCCGUCCUAGCCUUCCGACACUUUAGCGAGCACUCGCGUCGCGACAACUCGCGACGAUGCGCGGCGACCGCGCCGCGCGCGACACGCGCCAUAAUAAAGACCACGAUAACUUAAAGUCUUCACUUAAAAAAGGCAGUAAAUCCAAAAAGCAUCGGGUGAUCUUCGAUGAGAGCGCCAACGAAUUUUUUGAAGCCGAUUAUAUUAUCGUUGUGCGCGACGAGUGUGGGUACUCUGAUGAAGGAGAAGGCGACGAAUGCUCAGGAUGCGGCGCGUGCGAGCGCUACCAGGAGCCGGAGGCGGGCGCGCUCAGCCCGCCCGAGGGCUACAAGGACAUGGGGCUGUUCAACCGCGACGGCACGCUGCGGGAGCAGGCCUGGUGGGAGGCCGGCGACGUGCUGCUGGUGGGCGAGCGCUCGGGCACGGUCUUCACGCCGCAGCACCUGCAGCUGCUGCGCCGGCUGCAGCGCGAGCGGAUGCUGCGCUCCACCAUCUGUGCCGACUGCGACGCGCACGCCGCGCUCCACCAGCCUCUAGAAAUGGAGUACAGCUAUGAGGAAGAGGAGGCAAGUGACGUGGAGGCGGACCUGCGCCCCGUGGCGCGGCGGACCGCCAAGCACAUCGCAGCCGGGGAGGAGCGGCCCAGGAUCAACUCCAGCCAGCAGACCACGCCCACUGACGAAUGCGCCCCGGAGAUCUGCAUGGAAGAGACCAAGCCCGAAAUGCCAGCGCCACUAACCAGUGAGGACAGUGACACAGCGGAUACUGAUGGCAGACUAUCUUCCGAGAGCUCUCCGCUUCCGCAGCGACGGGGAGGCAUAUUGAAAGGCGGGAGGCUGUGGAAGUCAUUGGACACCGACAAGGAUAUGAAUGAGCAGAAUGAUGACCAGAGGUCUACAACGACAGCUAGUGAUGAGGACGGGUCCAUCACGCCGCGAUCAGUGCGGUUCUUGGAGAGGCCCAAAGAUUCGGAGGAAGAGCUCCCGAAGAAGGAGCCAGAAGCAGUACAGACACAAACCGUAGAUACAGAAAUUAUAACACAAAAGGAUUAUAACACCACAAGUACAACACACAGACUGGAGACGCCGCUGAUCCUGACGAUCAACGCGCCGAAAGCCAAUUCAGCAGUCCAGCAGUUGUUCAACAGCGGCAGGCCACCGCCGCCCGCGAUCGAACCACAGUUAGUCACUUCUGAAACGCUGAGGGCUUGGGACGCGGGCGGCAGACCCAAGACAGAGGAAGCCGCGGUUCGCCGCGUGGCUGAAAGAAAUGCUCUACGAUGCUCCUUAUUACGGAGUGAAGCUAGGAAAAAGCAGCAACCUAAGCAGGAAACGACGUCACUUGCUGAACGUAUUCGAUUACUGACUUGCGACGUGGAGGACGAGCCUGAGGACCAGAGGUCGUCGCCUGCGGGGGCCAGUGCUGACAAAAUGUCGAGCAGCAGCGACAAAUCCAGCGACAAGUCAUACAAUAGCAUCAACAUCGACAAGAAUAGCGAGAAAGCGUUCGGCAGCGCGUCGUCAAGUUCGUCUUCAUCAACAAUAUCGGUACCGCUGCCGACGCGCCAACUGCCUCCAGAUCUAGGUGACGUCCAUCAGGAACCACAGAAAAUAAAACCAGAGCCCAGAAGGCAGUUCUUGUCCACAUUAGCUCCACUGACUGCGUGCGUGGGCAGCGCGGCUCAUCACGAGGGCUUCUACUACGUGCCCCCUGGAGACCGAACAUCGGCGUCCUCAGCCACGAACCUUGACCUACAAGAGCAUAACGAUGCGCCAGCUCCAGAUGUCGUCGCAGGCACUCCGGGUAAGCGGUCAGGCGCUGGUGAAGGAGAUGAUGGCCUAGCUGCUUUCGCCAGAGCUACGGCUCCGAGGACUGAAAGACUAAGACAGCGGUACGGCCAAGAGUCGCAGCCCGUCAGUAGCGACGAUGAGCAUGAUGAUUACGGUUUCCACCGUCGGCCGGCUGUUCGAGGCAUAGCUAUGAAGCAGCAACUCGGGGCUUCUGACGAGAUAUUGCAACAGAUGCAGAAUGAACUACAGCCGUCUCCGGGCACCACUCCUCAACAAAUGCCUUCACAUGCUUGCCAGCGCACCAACUCCAAUUACUCCUGGCCAUACUACUCCGAAGCGAACCUCAACUCCAGACCUCAAAGCAGAGCCAGUGCUAACUCUAACUGGUCGAAGUCAUCGGACUACAUGCCGUCACGACCGUGUCAGAGUACCCCGGUACCUCAGCAGCAUUCAGACGCAUGCUACGCGCACGCACAGAACAUGGCCACCUACGCUCACUACCAACAACAGAGGCAGCAACAAGAGAACAUGUACAGGAAUUGCUCUCUUUAUGCUAAUAUCGGGUGUUCGGACAGCAGUCAGGAGCUGUACAGUUCUCAGACGAGCUCGGAGCAGACCUCGCCAGUCCGCGCCGUGCCGCGCUGCCGCCGCCCGGAGUCGCCGCCGCCGAUCAGGAGCCACCAUCAGCUGCUGUACCUGCCGUACAGUACCCACUAUCACUACCAGCACCACGCUGACUACGGAGUACAGCAAUGGCAGCAGGCCAACGAUUACAACCGCAUGCACUCGUAUUACCAACAACAGGCCCGCAGCGGAGCCAGCACCCCGCAGCCGGCGGCGGUGCAACCGCAACGUGCUCACUACACGCAUGCACUACAGCUACAGACGCUGUGCCCAGCACCUGCGAGGUACAGACCUGUUCCAGCACCCCAACCUGGAGGGGGUAAACAGAUGAUAUGCUACUCAGAGAAAGUAGCGGCUCCAAUGUACCAACCAGCACCUGGAUCUCCAUCCAGGGCUGCGCGAGGAGCUCCGGAAGGUGCCCCGUCGGGCGUGUCAGCGCAGCAAGCCACGUCGCCCAUGGCACCUCCCCCGAACCCCGUCUACUAUGCUAUGAAUGUCUGACGAGGAGACUAGGUGAGAAUCGUGGUGGGCCCUACAGGAGAGGUCCGUGUCAGUGUUGAGCCGCAAGCGAAUGCAGCCAUGCCCACAAAGAAACAGUAAUACUUUAAAUUGUUGUUUGUCAAACCCUAAGGGAUCUUGAGUUGGAAAAGGUUCCCAUUUGGUCUGUACCCACAUAUUGCUUGUUGAUGUAAUCUCAAACACUAGAAACGUGUGUCGAUACGUACCCUUGGGACCGAAACAACAAAAUCACAGCAAUGUCUUCAUUGUAAAUAAUUAUUAUAAGCAAUCCAGGUUAUGAGUGUUCGUAAUGUACCUAAGCAUCAACUUACUGGCGAUCGUUUCUCUUAAAUUACUGAUAAACAAAACAGUGAAGUGAAGCUUGGGCAAUGGCUAUUUCCAAAUAUUAUUAUUUUUGCUUUAAUCGAAAAACCAAAAGAAUUAAACUAGAUAAACAUUGUUGGUAUUUGAAAUUAUUAAACAUGUUCUAUAUUACGAAUAACUGAUACGCGAAAUAGUUGUUAUAGUAAAACACUAUUAGCAAUAGCCGAACAUAGAUUAAGUUUCUCAUAAAGUUGUUGUGUAAAAGAGGCUCUGCUGUUUGCAAUAUCCAAUAUUUGCUUAAUAAGUAUGUGUCUUUAAAGUUAAAUCAAAUAUUAUUAACUUUCGUCAAAUCUAAGUAUGAGGAAUGAAGUAGGUAUUGACAUACAGUUGGAAUUCGAGGAAAAGGAAUCUGGGAUGCCUAUUAGUGUCUGAAAAAACGGAAACAACAAUGAAUACGAUGAAGAGACACGGCCUAGAUGAAUCAAAGAAUUGUUAGAUCCUACAUAGAAUAAAAUAAAUAAAUAGUUAACUAAUUAAAUGUUUGCAACGAUUGAAUUUCACAACGUGAAGACAUAGGUAAUCCUACGAAUGUUGAAACAAAUCUGUUUAUGACUAAAAUAUAGCUUACUCGGUCGUCUUGUACACUCUCAGUAGAAGUUUUUAUGAAUACUAACUGAAUUGUUCUGUAUUAGACAAAACCAUUUUGACGCAUUUUCUAAUGCAUAUUUAAUAAACUUUGAUCUCAUUGUUGAUGUUGUUCGUGAACAGGCCUUAUUGGGGCCUACCCAGUAAAUAUAUUUACAAGCGUAUUUACCUACGCAGGGCUUCCGACCCGUGCACUCGUCAUUCAUCUGUUAUUAUUAAGUACCAAAGACCUUUUAAUUGUACCUGUUGGGUGAACCUCCUCAAGGGCGGUCCGCAGGUGUGAAGGCAUGUGAAGUCCAAUUGCUGACAAGUACUUAAUUGUCCUGCGGCGGGUUGUUACACACUGAACGAAGUUGUCCAAGUAUGGCAUAACAAUUGACCAUUUGUUUUCAAGUAUUUUUCCAAAAACGAGUGCCAAAAUAAAUAUUAGCAACGUAGUUUUGAGAAUGAAAAACUAUAUUACUUGUAAAUAUCGACGAGGUUAAGUUUUCCUAUUGCCGGCCUAGAAUCAUUUAAGUUAAUUAAGGCUACUCAGGCUGGUUAUUGAACCUGAAAUAAAACUACUGACAGGAUCAAUAGAAUAACUAAACAAUGAACUAUUUAUAAAAAUGUUGAAUAUUGGCUGACUGGACAAAGGGACACCUCGAUUUUCAAACGACAAUAUUGUUGCUUAAUAUUGUACUUAUGCAUUGUUUGGUAUUAUUUAAGACAAUAAAAUUUAUGUUCACUUGCCGUAAUAUCGCUUUUGCAGAUAAUAAUACAUCGGUUAUUUAUACACUAGAAAUCGUUUUUAAAUAAGCAUAAGAUCGGCUUUUAUCCGUCUUACCACAAAAACUUUUAAACGUCAGUUUAUGCCUUGUCUAAAAAAGUGUCAAAUUAUGACGUUGACAUAUGGUUCAUUUUGCAGCCAAAAUUUUAUUAGACAAGUGUAAAACAGGGUUUAAAGUUUUUGUAGUAAGGCCAUAUGUGUUUUAGUAUUGUGUAAAGUAUUAGAAGUAAUUUCAGCUUAUAAUUAUCUGUAAUUUAUUAUUAUUGAUUAGAAGUGCCUAGAGAGAGCAUAAUAAAACUUUUAAUCACAAUAGAAAAAUAAAAACGAAGCCGCACAACUACUAGACCAAAAAGGAAGACCAACAUUCAACUGUUUCCUUUGAAAAUAUACAUAGAAAAUAUUUUUGAGAAAUCGGCACUGGUAUCUUGCCGGCAAACUUACACCAAUUUAGUGUCAUCUCUUUAAGUGUAGAGGUAAUAAUAAUAUUUAUGAUCGUUACGUGUUACGGGCUGAAUACCUUACUCCGUAGUUUACUGGUCAAGUUUCUGAGUACUGGAAAUAUCUUCUUGCAUUUGUAGCUCAAGCUACUUCCAUAUAUCUAUUUGCACAACCGAGAGUAAUGAAUUACUGUUUCGAUUACAUCUUUGGUCACAACAAAUAAUGACAGUAAGUAGGUAUAAUAUGAUGCCAGAAGCAAGGAUUAAUAAACUAGGAGUAAAGUCGAAAUGCAUAAAAAUUGACCUUUUACUGGAAUUUUAUUAAUAGCUCAAGACUAUUGAAAAAGUUCCAUUAAGUACCUAUUUGAAAAGAAUGUUUCUGUAAAAAGUGUUAGUAUAUAUAAAUGUGUUAUUAUUGUAGCAUAGGUUCUUGUUACCAAAACAUAAGAGUAACCUAUUUUGUAAAUUAAUGCGAUGUAAAUAAUAAAACUAAAUAAAUGUGAAGCCAAAUCCGUAGUGUAGAAAGUAAAAUAAUAUAAUUCAAUUGAUAUAGUUAAGGGUUGUCACUUUGAUUGUGAAUUUGCCACACUGAUACCCACUUUGACGGUAUAUGUGAGUGUGUCACGUAAGUACCUUUAUACGGGAAUGGUUGCCACUGCCCAUAAUGAUCCCGGAGCUGUACCUACUUACUCAAUGUUCUACUUGGUAGUAUUUUACACUACGUAAAACUAGUUACAUUAUUCCAUCAAGUUAUGUGUUAAUUAGUUAUAAACUAAUUUCUAAACAUUAAUUUGAGUAACAUUCCAUAGUGAAUUAAUAAUUUUAUGCAUAUGUACACAUAUGUAUGUAUAAAUAAUUGAAACAAAAGGUAUCAUGAAGUUAUCUUCUUAUAUAUAAAUGUGUCACUGAUUUGGCAUUGUAACAUUAUUGUUUUUCUGCUUGGCAGUUUAUUUAGAAUGAAUUUAAUAUUAAAAAAACAAUGUCACAUUGAUCAGGUUAACCUGUUUAUGUAAAGAUUUAAGUGUUUAUUACUCAUGAUCAUCUUGUGAUGUAAUAGGUAGAACGUUUGUGUUCGCCACUAGUCAAACUCGCGACCAAAUAGUAAAAUUAUUUUUGAAAAAUAAAAAUCUUGGCACGAAAUUGUAAGGACUCGUAUGACAAAGGGGAUGCUAGUUUUUACUGCUAUCAGUGUACAAGUUUUCUCUAAUAAUCACCUUACCAUUUUAUGUAUCUAGGUAUCAAAUCUAAGUACUUAAACAUAAGAAAAAGGGAUGUUGUGAGUAGUCAUUGCGUAGAUUUGUAAGCUGUUUAUUUUCUCAUACAUUAUAUUCUCGAAAGUUUAUAUAUAUAUAGGCAACUACUGUGCAAAAUUUUUAUAUGUAUACAUUCUUAUCUUUGGAAAGAUGAAUAAUUCAUAUUAAACAAGCUCUAGUGAUGUUAAACGUUACUGCAGUUAAAACUAUUAAUGGAAAAUAUCCAUUUAAAAAAUGUAACUUUCAAAAAGUGUAGUCAAAGUUGUAAUAAAAAAUUUGCUUCAUGUAUAGCCUUAAUACAUCAAUAAGGCAUAUACCAAGGAGAUCGCACAUUGAACAUGCCAGAGGCAAGAUUUGUGACUAAUCAUGAAAUUCCGAAAGUAAUGUCACAAGUGUGAAUCUUGAAGACAUUAAUUUUGUUAUUCCUGUAUUCAGUUAGAACUGUGUUACAUGUUUGUGUUAUUGUGUCAUGUGGUCUUAUUUAAAUGUAUAGUCCUGAAUUAAGAAAAGACAUGAGACAAGAAAAACAUUCUUUAACAACUAAUUAUUGCAAUUGUUAGCUGGUAAAUUUAAUUAAAUAUCUUAUUAUACCAUCAAUACUUAUAGAUCUCAUUAAAGUAUAUUCAAAGCUCUGGUUCUGAGAAUUUUAUUGACAUUUGGACAUAUUUGAGCAAACUUUUUGACAUGUGUUGUGAAUAUUGUAUUAUGUCCGUGGAGUAUUGUUUCUACACUAAUACAGUAGUGGUUACUGAAUUAAAUAGUGAAAAUUAUUUCUUAUUAUAAAUUAUUUUCACAUUGAAAUUUCUAUUAAAAAACUAUUUAGUAGAUUUGUAUUGUUUGCAAUUUGUGCACAACUGCACAUUACUGUACUUAAGUUAUUUUUAUAUUUUCUUAAGUUGUUAACCUCUUAUUAUUUAUUGCUGUUAUUAUGUUCAUACAUAAAUUAUUUUAAUUUAUUGCAUAGGUAUUAAAUACCACAAUAAUAUAUCUAUCUAUUUAUAGAAUAAAAUUUCUUUCUUAGAUGCUAUUAUCAAGACAGUAGUAAUAAAUUGAGGUGUAUAAUGAGUGUUAGGGCAAAAAAUUCGCCAUAAAAUGUUUCAAAAUACCCAUGUACAAAUGUAUUUGUAGAUUGGUAAACCAUUAAAAAUUGCAAAGAUAGUCUUUUAU